AUGACAAGUGGUGAUAGCUGGGGCCAUCACGUGACGCGGCCUACCGAUGAUUCCCGGCAACUUUUGGGUGGGGAGCACCUCCCUCUGCACGACGUUGAGCCGGGGGCUUUUUUUGAAAACCUCUCAGCCAAGGAACCUCCACCACCGCAGCAGCCGACCAACACCCUUUCCACAUCCCCGCGACUCCUCCGACGACACCUCGAGCGUUUAGGCCUUGUUGUUUUCUUCUUUUUCCUCCCCCGAAAACACAACAACAACCACAACCCUUUCAAAAUGUUCUCCCGGGCUUCGACCAAGGCCGUCUCGGCUGUGUCCAGACUUGCUGCUGGCCGGACUGCUGUUGCUGUGCAGGCUAGGACUUUUAUUGCUCCUACUGUUGCGAGGAGAGCCGACUUCGUCCAGGAGCUCUACCUCAAGGAGCUCAAGGCCUACAAGCCCACCCCCGUCAAGGACUCGGACGCCGUCGGCCAGGUCGCCACCUUCAACCUCCCCAAGACGCCCAAGUCACCCGAGGAGGCCGACCUCGCCUCCAGCCUCAAGGAGUACGAGAGCAUGGCUGUCGAGGUCGAGGGCUCCGAGGUUGAUGCCAGCGGUGCUCAGACCACGGCUGUUGUGGAGGACUGGCUUGUUGAGGAGGAGGAGGAGGAUGGUGCUCACCACUAGAUUUCCUUUUAUCCUCGACAGCGCUGAAUAAACAUCCGCUUUCACCUUGGACCGGAGGGAACUUUCGGACGAAUGGAAGGAGGUAGAUGGGGAAUUAUACAUUAUUGGAACUUGGCGGUCAGGUCACGCUGGACUUCCAAGAUGGCAAAAAAAUGAAGGUGUGUGUUUGCGUUGAUGGUGGGUGGGGGAGGAUGAUUGAUUCCGGACAGAUGGGCCGUAGUCAAUGUGUACAUUGAUUUUUUUCUCCUUUCUGGUUUUUUUAUGAUGGCUCGCUCGCAGCGGUAUUGAACAAUCUCCCUGCUGGUUUAAAA
Messenger RNA from Podospora pseudopauciseta, 974 nucleotides. It is a transcript of the gene ATP14, whose product is annotated as ATP synthase F0 subcomplex subunit H atp14. NCBI's taxonomy places the organism in Eukaryota, Fungi, Ascomycota, Sordariomycetes, Sordariales, Podosporaceae. The coding region runs from base 1 to 663 and encodes 220 amino acids. The record is from RefSeq and is a predicted model, not a curated record. The transcript is spliced from 3 exons. Gene Ontology annotation, molecular function: proton-transporting ATP synthase activity, rotational mechanism. Gene Ontology annotation, biological process: proton motive force-driven ATP synthesis.